Molecule: messenger RNA, 1089 nt
Organism: Solanum stenotomum
Lineage: Eukaryota; Viridiplantae; Streptophyta; Magnoliopsida; Solanales; Solanaceae
Product: UDP-URONIC ACID TRANSPORTER 1-like
Exons: 4
Coding region: 153-1085 (310 amino acids)
Cellular component (GO): Golgi apparatus
Molecular function (GO): antiporter activity
Source: RefSeq, a predicted model, not a curated record
AAACACAAAUCAAACCAAAGCCAUCCCUUUUACACACAAAAUUGAAUCAUCCCACAACAAAUCAAGAAACACACACAAAUCAAAGUUUCCAUGAAUGAAUGAACCCUUUCUCUCUUCCUUAAUCCAAAAUCUAACAACAACCCAUUUCCACCAUGUCCACACCACAAUCAGAAAAACAAGCUCUUUUUAUUACCUCACUCAUCAUUUUCUGGUAUUCUUCCAACAUUGGUGUUCUUCUCCUCAACAAAUUAUUACUUUCUAAUUAUGGUUUCUCCUUCCCAAUCUUCCUUACUAUGUGUCAUAUGUCUGCUUGUGCUGUUCUUAGCUAUGUUUCCAUUGUUUUCUUAAAGAUUGUACCUUUUCAAAGGAUCAAAUCAAGAUCUCAAUUUUUGAGGAUUUCUACACUUAGCCUUGUAUUUUGUGGGUCUGUUGUGGGUGGUAAUAUUUCUUUAAGGUAUUUACCUGUUUCAUUCAAUCAAGCUGUUGGUGCUACGACGCCGUUUUUCACUGCAGUGUUUGCUUAUAUGAUCACCAUGAAGAGGGAAGCUUGGCUUACCUAUGGUUGUCUUGUUCCUGUGGUUGCUGGUGUUGUCAUUGCAAGCGGGGGGGAGCCUAAUUUCCACCUUUAUGGAUUCAUUAUGUGUAUAGGUGCAACUGCUGCACGUGCGUUUAAGUCUGUUCUUCAAGGUGUUCUUCUUUCCUCUGAAGGGGAAAAAUUGAACUCCAUGAAUCUGCUGCUUUACAUGUCACCAAUUGCUGUUCUAGUUUUAAUGCCUGCGGCAAUCAUAAUGGAGCCCAAUGUGAUAGAUGUCACCGCGACACUUGCAACGGAACAUAGAUACCUUGGCCUACUUAUUUUGGUCAAUUCUGCAAUGGCAUAUGGAGCCAAUUUGUUGAACUUUUUGGUGACAAAGCAUACCAGUGCUUUGACACUCCAGGUCCUAGGAAACGCUAAAGGUGCUGUGGCUGUUGUUAUAUCUAUACUUCUUUUCCGAAACCCUGUAACUUUUACUGGAAUUGCGGGCUAUACAUUGACUGUGAUGGGGGUUGUUGCUUACGGAGAAGCCAAAAGAAGACACAAAUGAGCUG